CCGUACUCAACCUAACAAUGGAACCUUCACCGUUAAAAAAUUUAACUUUUCCUAAUUUGUGUUAAGUGUGUGAGACUGUGAGAGGCUUCCCAAUCGGCUCGGCCGGGCCCAGCCCAUCACUUAUCCCACCAGGCGUAUUUAUUCAUCAAAUCCCCUUUCUUCAUCUUCAAAUCUCCGUCGCCUUCUUUCUCUUCAACUCCUCAGAUCCCGUCGUCUUCUGCAAGUCUCCGAAUCCACCCGACCGACCUUUGAAGAUCUUCUACGAUGAGUAUCAUGCACGAGAUUGUGAAAGAAUCGCAGGCAGUAAUGAAUGAACUUCAUAAGAUACAAGGGGCACUGGUUCAGAGGCAGUACCUCAUGAAGAAGAAUCUGGCUCUAACCAGAUUUGGAUGCUAUGUGUGUGCUCUGGCCACUGGGACAUCCGUUUUUGUCCUCUUGAGCUCUAGGGGCUCUAGGGAGUCCACUGCCCCUGCAGGCGUUGCUGCCCGUGCCCCUGCUGCCCCUGGGAUGGUCUAACUCUAGGUACUAAGAAUGACUUGAAUAACUUCCAAGUGUUUGAACAAUGGUGUUUAUUUAAUAAGCCUUCAAGCCUGAACUUAAUUAGCUACUGUUAAGUACUAAUGAUGCUUAUGACUACAUAAAAUUUUACUUGGUAGUAAAAAUUACGUGCUGAAAUAGUAUUUUGAAAAUCCGAUUGAACCGCAGAGGGUUGUACAAUGCACUAGUGACUCACUUGGUUCAAUCAUUGUUUUGAUUUCGAAAACUACAAAUGUCGCACUUGUCUGUAAAACGAGCAUGUAGUGUCGUGUUCACUCUUUGAUCGGUUGUUUGUGAGAAGGUGAAUUGAAAAUGGAGUGCCAUUAAUAUUUUUCGUAGCAUUUUAGUUAUAAAUGUUACGAAAUUGA
Messenger RNA from Cuscuta campestris, 905 nucleotides. Lineage: Eukaryota; Viridiplantae; Streptophyta; Magnoliopsida; Solanales; Convolvulaceae. The record is from the annotation of a GenBank genome assembly.